UCUUGUGUAAUAAUGCACAUACAAUUCGUUACAAGACGCAGGGCAUGCCUCUAUACUAUGCAAUAGCUAACUUGUGGCACAUCGACCGUCAUCGUGCUUGUAGAGAGCUACAUCAGUGUAUUUAUACUGUGAAAUAUUGGUGCUGUACAGAAGUAGUUUCGUGGAGUUGUGCGUUCUGGAUAACAGUGAUUCGAGUGCUGUGUUUGCAACGAAAAUGAAUGGUCGCUUUCCAGGACCACAUAUCUGGUCUCCAGCUUAUGGACGACCACCUCCUCAGCCGCACAAUGCCUACCCAAUGCUACUUGAAGGGCCAUACGGCGUACAGACCAUGGGCGCUUCGUCCUCCUAUCCUGGGGCAGGCAUGCCUUUUCAACCCAGGCCUCCAGCCUCUCUGUCCCAGUGUUUGGGCUUGCCCAGGAGCAUGCCUGGCGGUGUACAGAAGGCUCAAGGAUUGAAUGCGCCGUUGCCCGAUGGUGUAGAAAAACAAGAGGACGGCUCGGUAUUCUGCAAGAAUUGUGACAAGAAGUUCCCCGACAUCUCGCAGUUCAGAGCGCAUGAAGCACAUCACCGCAAGUGUGACGUAGAUGGCUGUUCCUUCAUGGGAACUCAACGUGCUGUCAAUAUCCACCGAGAAGAGAAACACAGUGCCGUCAGUAGCAUGGUGCCUGUUUUGGAAACACCAGAACAAAUUGCAAAGUGGAGGGAGGCUCGCAGAAAGAACUUUCCGACAACAGAGAACGUCAGUCGCAAGAAGGAAGCUCAGCGACAGAGGCAUGAGCGCGGCCAAGUGGCCCAGAACGAGUUACACCAGUCUCGCAAUGGGUUUGGUGCACGUGGCGGCCAAAGACAGCGCAACAAGCACCCUCACCAACGACAAAGCUAUUCUGAUCGGCCUGACCAACACCAGAAGAAACAACACGUACAGCACUCUGCCGUCCGCACGGACGGUAUCGCUCCCGAGCCGCAGGCGAAGAGGCCAUGCCCGUUCAACACCUCCAGCGGCAGCCCGAGCACCGGUACAUCAGACACACUGGCAGCAGCAACACCCAGAGUACUGUUAGCAGGAGCGGAAUUGACAUCGGCUGCAGAAGCUGCGCCAUCAGCAUCCGUAUCGACACCCACUGCUGUGUCACCUGCAAACCGUUCUGGUCUUGGUCUGCUGGGUUCGUAUGGCAGUGAUGAGGACAGUAGUGACAAUGAUGAAGAUUCCGCCAGCAGUACACUGGUGAAGAGAUCACCGGAGAGCUCUACACCACAGCUCGGUGGGGGCAGUACCGAUGCUGCAUGCGAUUCCACUAUAGCAAGUAGUGAUGCCACUGGUCCGCUGGCCGAAUCUGCAGCUCCUGACAGCAUCAGUGACGAGGGCUCUGUUGGUCCGCUGCUUGAAUCUGCUGCUCCUGAUACUGUCAGUGAUGAUGGCUCUGUGCUUGACGAGUCGGCUGUUCUGUCUGCUCUGCUGGCAGAUGCCGGGCGGUUGCAACCGCUUGCCACUGAACCAGUUGUACCGAAUCCUAGCCAAUGGGCUGAGGGUGGUGUCACAGCGCAUGAUGGCAGACAACACGGUCGACAAAGGCAACCGAGGAGGCAAAAGCAGCGGAACAAGAACCCUCGCCAUCAGGCACCGGCACCGGCACCUUCACCACCCAAGCCAGGGUUGUUGGAAAAGCUGCUGGCUGGUGAAGUGCGAAGGGAGAGGAACAUCCUACUGCAGUGUAUUCGCCACAUAGUCCGUGAAGACUUCUUUGACCAGCACCCACGCCUUCCGCCGUCCUCUCAGCAACACUGAUCUUCUGUCUACACCCGAGCCUGACUUUACGGCACUUUGCAGACCAUGGCAAUACUGAUUGCCUUGAAGUUGUUCUUGAUUAUUAAUCUCUUACACACCAACCAUGUGUUCCGAACAAGUGUGUUGUCAAGUAAUCAAAGGAUAUUUUGCGUUUCUCAAUGAAGAUGUUGCGUUCCCGGCUAUUCUUUUUCGUCUUUCCACACCCUGGUCGAAGCCCAGGAUUAUCAAGGCUUUACACUUUUACUAUUCGGCUACAUUCUGAUUUCUAGAAUACUACUGUUCAAUGCUUUGAGAGUGGAGUUGACGGAAUGAGCAUGAUUGUGUUCUUCUUGUACCAUUUUGCCAUCGUCACAGCAUGAUCCACCGGUCAUUGAAGAUUAUUUAUGCCGGAACAAUCAUACCCAUGAUGAUCCAAAUCCAAAUGGGAUUUUUCGGUCUUUGACCACUUUGAUCUACUUCACUAGUACUGCUUUGA
Sycon ciliatum is the source of this 2261-nucleotide messenger RNA. RefSeq names its product FMR1-interacting protein NUFIP1-like. The transcript has 9 exons. Gene Ontology annotation, biological process: box C/D snoRNP assembly. Gene Ontology annotation, cellular component: nucleus. The record is from RefSeq and is a predicted model, not a curated record. The coding region runs from base 215 to 1786 and encodes 523 amino acids. Lineage: Eukaryota; Metazoa; Porifera; Calcarea; Leucosolenida; Sycettidae.